GGUUCUCGGCAUUAAGCAAAAACGGAGCACCCGGCCACAUUGCUGUCAGAAGUAUUUUGUUUUCAGUCCUCCAAAUUAGAAGCUACAGAGUUCGGCCCUCGGCAUCAGCAGUCACCAGACCAACCAGUCACCCCACCCACCACGUAACUAGAAUGGCCGGCUUUCCCGAGCACGCCCGCGAAGAGGACUAUGAGGUUAAUGGCUGGAUCCGCUUCGGUCUUAGGCUAGGCGUCAGCGCCGCCCUACAUCCGUUCGAAUAUUCCAAGAGCCUCAUCCAGCUGGGUUACGAGCCGAUCGCUCCUCUGCCCGGCAAGUCGCUACUGGGCAAGCCGAUCAUGAAGUUGCCGAACAUAUUUCAGUACGCUGGCCACAUUCGGCGGAUCGACGGCUUCUACGGCUGCUACCGCGGUCUAGCUCCCAAACUGGUGGGUUCUCUGGUGGCCAUGGUGGUAAGCGAGCGAGUGGCCGACCAACUGGGCCUGGAGCAGCCAGAGGAGAUUAAGGACGACUCUCAGCUCAGUGAGGAGGAAUUGUACGUCCAGUUCAAGACGAGUCUGAAGCGGGAUAUUGUACUGACUGUAAGCGGAAUCGUGGCCUCUCAUCCUUUUCACGUAAUUUCGUUGCGCAUGAUGGCGCAGUUUAUCGGCCGCGAGACCUUGUACACCUCUAUAGUGGGCUCUGUUGGCGAGAUUUGGAAGUCUGAGGGAAUUGCAGGAUUCUUUGCCGGUCUGGUGCCAAAGCUGCUUUGCGAUUUGGCCUGCCUUGUGCUCAGCAGCUCCACGAUCUACAUUCUUAACAAAUAUGUUAUCAAAGACAAGUUGGGCAGGCAAUACAAUUCCGGAUUCACACAGUUUGCCGUAUCUAGUUUACUGUAUCCACUGCAAGUGGUGUCCACCUGCUCGGCGGUAAGUGGCUCACGUCUAAUGGCUGGCCAACCGCCAAUUAUGCCGGCCUACAAGAGCUGGGUAGACUGUUGGAACGAUUUGCAAGUUCGCGGUGAGCUUAAGCGCGGAAGCUCCCUUUUCUGGCGGUCACAAUCCAUCAGUUCACCAGUAAUAGCCACCUCAUUCGCGCCCUUGCCUAAGCUGGCGCGAUACCAGUAGAAGUCAACAACGUGACUGGACGAUUACGAACUGGCCCUGGAGUCCACACUUUAACUGCCUAAUUGUGUUUGCCCUGCAUUUCAAUGGAUCCUCGGCAAUGACAAGCUUAAAUCCAAGACAACUGCAUUUUUCUACUGUCUCCAAGCCCAGCCACAAUUCCGUUAUUACAAGUUUAGAUCUACGUUGAAGUGGAUUUUCGUCGUGGUCCGUUUGUCCUGCGCACUGCAUCCUUCGCGAUGUUUUCUUUUCAUUCAGCAACUAACUAGCACUGAAAUCGCGAAGAAAUUGAUGACUACAAUCUUUCCCAAUCCUGCGCAGACUCUGAUAUAAUUAUUGUUACUGUUUACUGCAAAAUUUUGAAAAUAAAUCGUUGUGCCCUACCAGUGGAACUACAA
This is a messenger RNA of Drosophila erecta, 1498 nucleotides long. RefSeq names its product mitochondrial carrier homolog 2 (gene Mtch). The record is from RefSeq and is a predicted model, not a curated record. Bases 153 to 1103 code for a protein of 316 amino acids. The transcript has 5 exons. Lineage: Eukaryota; Metazoa; Arthropoda; Insecta; Diptera; Drosophilidae.